AUGUCAAGUAAGGUAUGGAGAUGGGUAAUAGGGUUGAUAUACAUAUUUGCUGUAGCCACGAUUUGGAUUGCAGCCAGUUUUGUAGUCCAGUCUGUAGUGGAUGCUGGCGUUUCUCCGUUCUUGAUCACUUUCAUCUGUAAUUCAUUGUUCGUCGUUUAUCUUCCCCUUUUUGAGAUCGGUCGAUAUCUGGAAGAUGCGUAUGGGAGUGUACUGUUCUGGAGAAACAAAAGGUCGCAUCUACGGGAACUGGUCGAGUCGGAGAAGGCUGUUUUGCUCGGAGAAGAUGUUUCAGGUGCAAAAUCAGAUUCACCGGAAGGUUCAGGGCUUGCUGUGAGAGAUGAGGGAGAUAGUGAGGAAGGCAAUGGAAUUGAGUCUGGAUUAGAAAAUGUAGUAGAGCUUGAGAUUGGUGCUAGUGUCAAUGUUAGUGGUGAAACCUCCAGCAAAGGAUUAGAUGAGAAAGGACGUUGGACACGGAUGCGAGUUGCUAAAGUUAGCCUUGUGAUAUGCCCGUUUUGGUUCUUGGCACAGCUCACUUUCAAUCUCUCUCUCAAGUACACGACUGUUACGUCAAAUACAAUCUUAAGCAGUGCAUCAAGCCUUUUCACCUUUCUGGUAUCACUAAUAUUCUUGGGAGAGAAGUUCACGUGGCUAAAACUCUUCAGCGUCCUUCUUUGUAUGUCUGGGACCAUAAUCGUGAGUAUGGGCGACUCAGAAUCCGACUCAACUGCAACAGCUAAAAACCCUCUUCUGGGAGAUAUUCUUUCUCUCAUCUCAGCGGCGCUAUACGCUGUCUACAUCACUCUCAUACGCAAAAAGCUUCCAGAUGAUGAUGAGAGAAGCGGACGCUUCAGUAUGGCUCAGCUCCUCGGGUUUCUAGGUCUCUUCAACUUCUUCAUUUUCCUACCUGCUGCUCUAAUACUCAACUUCACAAAGCGAGAACGCUUCAACGCACUAACCACGAAACAGUUUGGUCUAGUUGUUGGCAAAGGUUUGUUAGAUAAUGUGCUUAGUGACUAUCUAUGGGCAAAAGCAGUACUUUUGACUACAACAACAGUGGCAACAGCUGGGCUAACCAUUCAGGUUCCGUUGGCAGCGAUUGUAGACAGCUUAUCAGGGAACAAACCAAGCUUCACCGACUACAUUGGUGCUGUAGCCGUAAUGGUUGGUUUUGCAGGCAUCAAUAUUCCUUCAGAGGUGUUUUGCAGAUCCAAAGAGACAGCUAUUGAGUUAGAACCUGGGACUUCCUUCGCAGAUCCUCCUCAGAUUGUGACGGAUAGAAUAGGAGUAGAUUCUUCAGAGACCCUAGUAGUGUCGUGA
Messenger RNA from Thlaspi arvense, 1317 nucleotides. The record is from the annotation of a GenBank genome assembly. NCBI's taxonomy places the organism in Eukaryota, Viridiplantae, Streptophyta, Magnoliopsida, Brassicales, Brassicaceae.